Truncatella angustata is the source of this 987-nucleotide messenger RNA. RefSeq names its product glycosyl hydrolase. Gene Ontology annotation, molecular function: hydrolase activity, hydrolyzing O-glycosyl compounds. Bases 1 to 987 code for a protein of 328 amino acids. NCBI's taxonomy places the organism in Eukaryota, Fungi, Ascomycota, Sordariomycetes, Amphisphaeriales, Sporocadaceae. The transcript has a single exon. The record is from RefSeq and is a predicted model, not a curated record. Gene Ontology annotation, biological process: carbohydrate metabolic process.
AUGCCACCUCUGAUAACUCACGUAUACACCGCGGAUCCUUCCGCUCACGUGUUCAACGGACGCGUGUAUAUCUACCCCUCGCACGACCGUGAAACCGACAUCAAGUUCAAUGAUAAUGGAGACCAAUACGACAUGGCGGACUACCACGUCUUCUCCACCUCCUCCCUGGAGCAACCUUACGAGGACGUGGUGGAUCACGGCGUGGUCUUGAAGACCGAGGACGCCCCGUGGGUAUCCAAGCAGCUCUGGGCGCCGGACGCUGCCGAGAAGAACGGCAAGUACUACUUGUACUUCCCGGCCCGCGACAAGGAGGGCAUCUUCCGCAUCGGAGUCGCCGUGGGCGAGAAGCCCGAGGGACCGUUCAAGCCGGAUCCGGAGCCGAUCAAGGGGAGUUUCAGUAUCGACCCGGCAUCGUUUGUCGACGAGGACGGCAAGGGAUACCUUUAUUUUGGUGGCCUGUGGGGAGGACAGCUGCAGUGCUACCAAGACGGCAACGACCAGUUCGACGCGAAAUGGCAAGGACCGCAAGAGCCGUCUGGUGCGGGAAAGAAGGCCCUGUUCCCAAAGGUGGCGAAACUGAGCGAUGACAUGCAUAGUUUCGAUGGCGAGGUGCAAGACCUGGUAAUCUUGGCACCGGAGACAGGCGAGCCAAUCGAUGCGGAUGAUCACGACAGGCGGUUUUUUGAGGCGGCUUGGGUGCACAAGAAGGAUGGACUAUACUAUUUCAGCUACUCGACAGGCGAUACACAUUACAUCGUUUAUGCAACGUCAGAGAGCCCGUUAGGCCCGUUCACCUACGCCGGACGUAUCCUGGAGCCUGUUUUAGGCUGGACGACGCAUCACUCCAUUGUCGAGUUUCAAGGACGAUGGUGGCUAUUCCACCAUGAUUGCGAGUUGAGCAAAGGAGUGGAUCAUCUGCGGUCUGUCAAGGUCACGGAGAUAUACUACAAUAAGGAGGGCAAGAUCACGACAGAGAAGCCCGAAUAA